Leptopilina boulardi is the source of this 684-nucleotide messenger RNA. RefSeq names its product mediator of RNA polymerase II transcription subunit 31 (gene MED31). The record is from RefSeq and is a predicted model, not a curated record. Gene Ontology annotation, molecular function: transcription coregulator activity. The transcript has 3 exons. NCBI's taxonomy places the organism in Eukaryota, Metazoa, Arthropoda, Insecta, Hymenoptera, Figitidae. Gene Ontology annotation, cellular component: mediator complex; core mediator complex. Bases 171 to 638 code for a protein of 155 amino acids. Gene Ontology annotation, biological process: regulation of transcription by RNA polymerase II.
UGUUGACUUUUAAUUUACCUGUCAAAAUAUCAAAAUAAUUUGACAUAACAAUUUUCUAAUUUCUUAUUUUGCCAAAUAUAUAUAUAUUACAUUAUUGACAAAUAACCUUGGAAUGAUUUUGAAAAUCAUUCCAGAAACUUUUCUUCUUAUUCUCGAUUCAUAGUAAUUAUAUGAAUCGUUUUGAUGAUUGUAAAAAUUUAUUAAAAUUUAGAAAACCAUACAUCGGAAUGAACGGAGGAAUAGAAACUGAGGAUCAACAGCGAAUACGUUUUCAAGUAGAAUUGGAAUUCGUUCAAUGUCUUGCGAAUCCAAACUACUUGAAUUUUUUAGCACAACGUAAUCACUUUAAGGAUCCAAAUUUCAUAAAUUAUUUGAAAUAUCUUUUAUAUUGGAAGGAGCCUGAAUAUGCGAAAUAUUUAAAAUAUCCAAUGUGUUUAUAUUUCCUCGAUUUAUUGCAACACGAACAUUUUCGACGCGAAGUCGUCAAUGCACAAUGUACAAAAUUCAUUGACGAUCAACAAAUUCUUUUGUGGCAACAUUAUACAAGACGUAGAACGAGAUUAUUACAAACUGCAGUUGAGCAAACACAAAAUGCUACACCACAAAAUAAUGGAAUCAUUCAAUCUAAGGUCUUGUAAGCUGUGAUAGGAAAUAAAAAAUUUUUUUUUUUCAUAUUUAACAAAA